GCCUCUCGCCGCCUCUGCCUCGCUUCGCCCCGCCUCUUCUCCUCUCUCUCGCCUCCCCCUCUUCUUCCGCUCUCCCUCGCAAUUCCCCGCGGCGGAGGAGCAGAUGCCUCGUGCGGACCCAAGAUUCCGAUACCGUUGCUUCCGACGGUGAUCCCAAGCCCCAGAAUGGCAAUCUGGUAGCGGAGAACCUGGCACAACUCAUGUAUAGUGUUAUGAUGACUGGUUACAUGUUUGGGAAUGCACAAUACUGAUUGGAGUUGCAGCAAAGCCUGGAGCAUAUUGCCCUUCCUGAUCCAGAAGAAAAAAUGAGGUUCCAGAUUUUGCACUUGGGACACAGAAAAAGGUGGCUGGAGAAGUUAUUAGGUGGAACAAGAUCACUGGCCCUGAAAAAAUGGAUGCAGUGAAAUUCAUAGAAUAUCUUGAAGCAGAAAUCGAGGAACUGAAUCGGCAAGUAGCAAGGAAGUUGUUAAAUGGACAUAAUGAACUUUUGGAAUAUCUAAAGACCCUAGAGCCCCAGAAUUUAAAGACUUCCGUGACUGAAACAAGUGCUCCUGAACUUGCCAAUCUGCUUUUUUGGCUAAUGGUAGUUGGCUAUAGCAGUCACAAUAUUGAAGUUUUCUUUGACAUGGAAAGAAUCUUCGGUGCACCACCUGGAAAGAAUGUCUGAAGAUGCAGUAAAUUGAGAGAAUCCAACCUUGUAACAUUCCAUGGUAGCCAAUCCCAAACCUCCGAGGCAUUUGAAAGUCUAAUGCAUAGUCUAUCUUAACUUUUGAAGAAGAAGAGAACUAGGGAGGUUUCAUGAUUUGGAUCCUUGAAGAACUGAGGACAGAUCAUUUCAGGUCUUUUCUUCAUUCAUUCUGGUGGAGUGCAAAUGAAUUUGAGACAUGCAAUAAUGCUGGAUCUAAAGUCUGCAGAGACAUUAUCUAUGGAAGGAUAUUUUACAUCCAAAUUUUUUUUACAUUAUCUUCUUUUCUUGGGAGUAAAAGAAGGGUGAGGUGAGAGUGCUCUACGACAACGCCCUAGGGAUGGUGGUAGCAAUGAGGGUCUUUACGGGUUGUAUGAUGAUGACAAGGACAAUGAAGGUACAAAGUCGAUGGGUAACAUAUAGCGAGUGAUAAAGGUGAUGAUCGACGGGAUAGAGGUUAAGAUUAAUUUUAUUUUUUUUAAAGAAAGGAUAUUAUGUGGUCUUAAAGUAAAGUUGAAGAUGUUUGAAGGGGAAAAAAAAGAAACUUUAGUUUGUUUUUUCGAAUUUGCCCUUUAGAUUAUUCAGGCACAAACUCAGUUGGUAAAGCCUCGACCGAGUGCACAGGGGUUGUUGAUGAACGGCUUGGAUCAAUUGCCAGCCUAUCUUAAAACAACGUUGGAAUUAUGAUAGGAUUCGGAUUCCGAUACUAUUUCAAUCCGAUCCGCUAAUUCCCGGAGUAAUAAAGGAAACAAGCGUGGGAGGAAUAGUCGAUUGACGACCGACCGCCCCAACGUGAGAAACCCUCGCCUCCCAAGGAAGAAAAAGAAAAGGGCGCGAUCGGCUGAAGUACCCCGUUGGCGAUGGCCCCUCAUCCUCCUCCGUCGGCGACGGCGGCCGCCCAGCACGUGCAGCAGUUCCUGACGACGGCCCUGUCGCAGCGGGGCCCGGCGGCGCUGCCCUACUCGGAGGACGUGAAGUGGCAUAUACGGCAGCACCUGGUGGCGCUGGCGGAGGCCUUCUCCUCCCUCCGCCCUCGCACAGCCACCUUCACCCAUAACGACGGCCGUUCCGCCCAUCUCCUUCAGGCGGAGGGAACCAUCCCGAUCUCCUUCCGCGGCGCCGUGUACCACCUCCCGGCCUCCGUUUGGCUCCUCGAGUCCUACCCCCGACGCCCCCCUGCCGUCUACCUCACCCCCACCCGCGACAUGCUCGUGAAGCCUGGUCACCCCCUCGUAGAUCCCUCCGGGCUCGUCCGCGAGGAUGCCGCCCCCUACCUCCGCUCGUGGGUCUUCCCCGCCUCCAACCUCGUUGACCUCGUCCGAUCGCUCUCUCACCUCUUCGGCCUCGAUCCCCCUCUGUACACCCGCCCCAACCACGCUACAACUUCUCCUUCCCCCUCCCUCUCUCCCUCCCCUUCUCCCUUGCCCUCCUCCUCCUUCUCGUCCCCGUAUGGCGUUGGCGUUGGUAGCCCUUCACGAUUCCCCCCGCCCCCGUCGUCACAGACCUAUCCACACUUGCGGCCCACCGAGGACCCCGCCGAGGUCUUCCGCCGCAACGCUGUUGCCAAGAUCUUGGAUGCCGUCCAUACGGACAUGGGUGCAAUGCGCCGUGCUCAGGAGGCUGAGAUGGAGGGCCUCUUCUCCACCCAGGCCGAGCUACGGCGGCGUGAAGAGGAACUUACCCACGGGCUCCGUGAGAUGGUCGAGGAGAAGGAGGGCCUUGAGCAGCAGCUGCAACUCGUCCUCAUGAACACGGAUUUGCUUGAGGGGUGGGCGAGAGAGAAUGAGGGGCUGUGUCGGCGGUGCCAUGAUGGGGUUGAUGUGGAUGAUGUCUUUGAGCCAGUUGAUGCCUUGUCGAGGCAGAUGCAAGAGUGCACGGCAGCCGACCUGGCAACUGAGGACACCAUCUAUGCGCUGGACAAAGCUGUGCAAGAGGGAGCAAUACCAUUUGACUCGUAUCUGAAAAACAUAAGGGCAUUGUCAAGGGAGCAGUUCUUCCACCGGGCGUUGGCAGCCAAGGUUCGUGCUACACUUGUGCAGGCCCAGGUUACAAGCAUGGCUGCACGAGUGCCACACUAUGCUUCCUAGUGGAGGUGGGUUCUAUAGGUUAAAGAUCAAACUAGGAUAUCAGUUUUUUCUUCAUCUUCUUGUCACAGGUGUUGUCUUAAAGAGUUUGUGGUCUUUGGUUGUCUUCAGUGCAGUGAUAUGGAUAUUCCUGAUGGUGAGUUGCAUUUCCUUUCCCCCCCCCCCCUCCCCUUCCCUUCCACAGACAGAGAAACGUCACCCUGGUCGACUUAUCAUUCCAAAAACUUUACAAUGCCAAUUUGGAGAUCCAUAUCAGAGUUGGUUGAUGAGUUGCCUCUUCGCAAAUAAUGUCGAUUUUGGUGUUAUGCAUUGUAGCAAAACAAACGGAUGUCUGAUACUUACUCUCAAUUUUAUGUAAAAUUAAACUUAUUGGCUAUCGAUCUUUUUCUAGACUAAUAUUCUUCUGCAAGUGUUAUAUUAAACUGCAUAUAAGAUACUCUUGCACGAAUUCAAGCC
Messenger RNA from Musa acuminata AAA Group (dessert banana), 3225 nucleotides. RefSeq names its product protein ELC-like. Gene Ontology annotation, biological process: endosome to lysosome transport; protein transport; protein modification process. The record is from RefSeq and is a predicted model, not a curated record. NCBI's taxonomy places the organism in Eukaryota, Viridiplantae, Streptophyta, Magnoliopsida, Zingiberales, Musaceae. Gene Ontology annotation, molecular function: ubiquitin binding. The transcript has 6 exons. Gene Ontology annotation, cellular component: ESCRT I complex. Bases 1546 to 2772 code for a protein of 408 amino acids.